GAACAGUUUAUUUCUGAAGAUUUUCCACUUAAAAAUUUCACACUAAGGUUGACUGUGUAUAAGUCAAAUCCAAAAUUAUGAAACCGCCACACACCCCAAGUAAACUUGGGCAGUUUUGUUGUUGAGACAAAAACUCGCUUUAGCCUUGCUGGCCUAGAACUUAACACAGAUCCUCCUGCGUCUGCUUACCAGUCCUGGAGGUAAAGGUGUGCACUGCCAUGUCACCAUGGUCAAACACUUGGGUAAAACUUUACUUCUUAUAUUUGGUGGAUAUUUAUUUUCUGCCAGAUGUAAAUCUCCUAUUCUAUAGGCUGUCUCUUCACUCUGAUGAGGUUUCCUUUGAUGUGGAAACUUUUAUUUUUAUUAAUCCCAUUUGUUUAAUUCUUAAUUCCCGAAUGACUGGAGACCCAUUUAGAAAGUCCUUGUUUGUGCCUAUAGCCAGAUUAUAUCUGGAGAGAUAACUCAGAGGUUAAGAGCACUGACUGUUCUUAUAUAGGACUGGGGUGGGUCCCAGCACCAAAAAUAAUAGCUCACGACUGUCUGUAACUCCAGGUCUAGGGGAUCCCACUUUCUCUCUUUUGGCUUCCUAGAGCUCCUAUAUGCAUGUGAUAUGUAUAAAUUCACAGGCAUAAACACAAAUAUUUAAAAAUAACAAAUCUAAAACUGUGUACUAAGAGAUAACCCAGUCAAUAAAUGGACCAGUGACUCAAACAUUUCUAAUAGCCUCAGCCAUCAAAACCACACUGAGUCUGCAUCUUAUCCCAUGUUAUCGUCAAGGAAAUAAAACAGAUGCAAAGGCUGGUGGAUGGAACAAGGAUCUGUAUUUAUAUAUGUAUAUUUGUGGGAUAUGAAUUAGUCUAUAUGCUGUGGACGUCAUCAUUAAGAUUUCUCACAGAACUAAAGCUGUGUAUCAUCCUGCUAUAAUACGCUGUAAUACGCUUGGGCAGUAUACUCUGAGCUAUCACUCAGCAUCAGGUAAAAAGACCUCAGUGUUGGAUAUCUUGUUUAGACUCUGAGUAUUCACAUCCCAGAUUGUGAUAUUGCCUUAGGUGCCCAUCAGUGGAUGAAUGGACAAAGAAAAUGUGAUAUAAGUACAUGCUAUACAUAUACAAAAAUGUCAUUUUGAAACCAGUGUUUUAUGCAGUAUUUUCACCAAUUAAAUUCAGUAUAUCCAGAAAAGUAUAAGACAUAAUAUAGGAAGGGAACAGUGAGUAUGGAGGGGGAUGGAAGAUGGCAAUGCAAUGAAAUGUGAAGGCACAGAGCAUUCUUGUCUACCUGAUAUACUAUUUACAAGCUCCUUUGUUUUGGCACAACAUACAUAAUGAAUAGGUUACUUAAAAUGAGCAUGUUCAAGUAUACAAACAUAAUAAACUUACUGUUUAUUUUAAUGCUAGGAGCCAACCCAGGCUCUUAGUCAGCAUGCGACCCCAUCCCUGCCUGUGAAGUUUAUUCUGUUUUAUGCUUUUUAGCUUUUGCUCAUUCCAUGUGUUCUUUGUGUAAAGCAACUUACAACCAGUAGUUGCUCUCCUGUAAAUCAUUUUGAUUAUUUCAUUGGGAUUAUUUUUUUGUUUGUUUUUAAUACUGUCCUCUCUCAUUAAGCUAUGAAGAUGGACAUCCCUCCCAGUCUGAAUCGGAUGUUCUUCAAAGACAGACAUUCACAGCCUCUCACCAGCUUCCUGGAUAUGCCACCACUCCUCAAGCAACUGGCAUGCAUUCCUCAACAGCAGCUGAGCUGUUUGUUACAGGACCCUUGCCAACCAGCGGAACACUUCCACCACCGACUUUGUCUGCUUAUCAGCAUCCAGCUUCCUUUAGCAACAGAAACUUUGCAACCACCUCACCUUUGGUGCUUCAAGAUUCAUCUUUUAACACUACAUCAAAUGGAAUUUUAAACCCUCAUGACCCUUUGCUACAAAUUAAGACUUCCCAGGGAACUGUCCCGACUGCUUUGGCAUUUGAGCGUCUGGGCAGUUCUGCAUUAAGUAACAGCAUACCACCUCAGUCUUCAACAUAUCGCUCGGCCCAAGAGUCAGCACCCCAUCUUUUACAACCUCAGUUUAGUUUGUUGCCUUCAACACUUGGGGGAGCCCAACAAACCCCUCAAGCCUAUAGUUCAGCUCUUUUUACUAAUUCUGCUGCUUCCAUUGAAAGAGCCCUUCUUCGAGAAUGUAGUGUUAUUAAACACCACCAGCGGCCUUCAGUUACCCAGUCUAUUCAGGCACAACUGACUGGUUCACAGCAUCCCUUACAUAGUUACCUAUCAAGUGCAAGUAUUGGCAAUUUUCAGGAAACAUCUAGGCAGUCGUCUUUAUCCUGUAGUUCAGUCCGAGAUUCUACUCAGGUGAGCAAUGGAGUAUUGCAGCAGAAGACCCCUCAGGUCUCAGCAGAACUUGCCCAGUCUUAUUCAUCUGUAAUUCCAUCAUCAGGGUAUCUUCCUUCUGCAACAAAAGUAGACAGCUGUUCUACAAAACAGCCACUAACAUCAACUACAAUUCCCAAGCCUCAAAGUGUAAUUCCUCCUGUGCAAACACUAAACUAUUCUAAACCUUUACAUAACCAGAGUUCUGUAAUAUCAGGUCAAGCACAAAUUUAUUCAACAGCACAGCUACCAAGCCUUUUAUCAGUUAGUCAGUCCCAAAAUUAUGGUUCAGUACAGCCACAUGGUGUGCCGUCCAUCGUUCAUUCACAGGUUUACAGGUCCAGCAGGGCUGAGAAGUUGCCACCCUUAUACAAAACAUUGACUUUUCCUGGGUCAUCUCAGCCAGUGACCUCUGAAAAUCAGACACUCAGUUAUUCAUCCAAUCAGCAAGAAGUAUUAUCUUUAGUUACAAAUGAGAAUUACCCUGCUCAAACAAGAGACCUGUCUUCAGUCAGUGAGUCUCAAAAUUAUUCUUCUGGUCACUCUCAGGGUUUAUCAUCAGUUAGCCAAACACAGGUCAGUUAUUCAUCUCAGUCACAAGUUUUAUCAGUUGUUAGUCCUUCAGAAAGCUACGCAUCAGGACAGUCUCUGACAUUACCAGCCCCUUCUCUUUCUUAUUCUUCUGCCUCUCGGGGUCAGAGCUUGCCAGUUUCUACCCCAACACCAAAUUAUCCUUCUAUGCAUUCAUCCCCAAAUGCUCAGACACAAGGAUCUUCUCCUCCUCAGCCCCAAAAGUUUUUGCCUGUUGUGCAGUCAUCUUUUGCAUCCUCUUCUCAUGGUCAGACUUUACAAAGUAGCAUAGCUUCCCCUAAUUCAAAGUCUUAUGCUGAGAGAAAACUUGACUCAAAUGUGUAUACAUCUUCAAAGCAAGAUGAUUUUCCAAUGCAGAAAUUACAAGCAUUGCAGUCACAAGCAUCUCUUGAGUCAUCAAGCCAAAGGCUACCCGAUGGGGAAGUGAAUGCCCAAGAGUCAGUUUAUAAGACAUCAAAGGCAGAUGAUAGGUAUUCUCAGAGUGUAACCAGAAAUAACUCCCACCUUGAAGAUCAAGUUGUUGGAGUUGGUCUCCAGGGUUCAAAACAAGAAGAAAACAUGGUUGGUUCAAUGACACCGCUUAACCAGCAAAGCAGCCAACCCAAUACUUCAGUAGCCCCUGAUCUUAAGAAGUCAACUAAUUUAAUGCAGACUCCACAGAUAAGGUUGAAUACUAAAGACCUCACCCAGCAGCAUUCUCUCAUGCACAAGAUGCAUGGAGCGAAGGCUCAGCAACAGCAUGAUCAAAUGAUCAGUGCCUCACCUCAGAUACAGGUUCCAAACCAUGCUUUAGGGCACAGUCAUCAGGCUCUUCCUAACGCACCAGUCCUUGCAGACUCUGCCUGUCACUUACAGAUUCUUCAGCAGGCUGGGAUGCUACAGGCGAGCCUGGGACAAGCAAAGGCAUCCUUGCAAGUGCAGCGUGUUCAGAGUCCGCAACAGAUAGUCCAUCCUUUCCUUCAGAUGGAUGGCCAUAUCAUCCAGAGCAAUGGCGAACAUCCUCAGCAGCAGCUGCAUGCCCAGAAUCCUGACGUCAUGAAACUAGACCUCCCUGAACCUUCAAAACCAUUGCAGCAGCUGACAACCAAUCCACAGGAUUCAAAGAGUCAGUUUGUUUCUCUUGGAUCAAUAUGCUUCCCAGAGGCAAUGCUUCUCAGUGAUGAAAGAAAUAUUUUAUCAAAUGUAGAUGACAUCUUAGCAGCUACAGCAGCAGCUUGUGGGGUUACACCUUCUGAAUUUUCCAAAUCAGCUGCAAAUGAAACCAUGCAAGAUAUUGAAAGUAGUGAUUCUAAGCCUCAUUAUCAGCAGUCAUUAGAUGUCAGGCAUGUGAAUUCAGAUUUUAACUCCAUAACAGCUACAGUAGGAAAGCCACAGAGUAUUAAUGAUAUUUCCUUAAAUGGAAAUCAGGUUAGUGUAAACCUUUCAUCAGUACCCACCCUUCAGUCAGAAACAGUCCUUGAUCAGCCGCAUAUGGAAACAUCUAGUCAAAAUAUACCAACUAAAGUACCUUCUGCCAUGGUUGGACUGGGUCAGGAAAUCCAGGAGCAAAGUUCUGACCCAUUCAAGAAACAGUUGACUAUAAACCAUGAGUCUAAAGAAGACAGGGAAAUGGCUGUUGACAGUGCAGUGACUAAUAACAGAAAUCAAGAGUUUGUCUCUAAUAGUCGGAGCAUAAGUGGAGAGAGUGUGGUAUCAGAGAGUGACUUUACCCUAGUAGGUGAUGACAGUGGUAUGUUGGUCAACCAUAGAAGGAGUACACUUGCACUGCUGGCCAUGUCCCAGCCAGGGGAUGCAGCCAGUAGCAAGACUGAAGAUGAAAAGCAAGAUGUAACAUAUUUUAACCUUCCAAAGGAAAAAGCUAAAGGAAAAGAACAGGGUAAAGAGGAAGAAGAUAAUCAGAAACAACUGAAAAAGUCUGCUCAGUGCAAGCGACAGAACCCCCGAGGGACAGAUGUCUAUUUACCAUACACUUCCCCUUCCUCAGAAAGCUGUGAUGAAGGUUUCCAGCAUCAAGAAAAGAUGAGGCAGAAAAUCAAGGAAGUGGAGGAAAAGCAGCCAGAGGUCAAAACAGGAUUUAUUGCUUCCUUUUUAGACUUCCUGAAGUGUGGGCCCAAGCAGCAGUUUUCUACCCUUGCCGUUCGAAUACCUAAUAGGACCAGACGAUCAGGAACCCAAGUCACCCGUACCUUCUGUCCCCCACCAUUUGCAAAGACAUCACCUGCAGCACAUGCACUGUUACCAUCUGAGACUGGAGGGGUCAAUCUAUCAGAAAAAGCUGACAAUGAACUUAAAAAUUUAGAACAGUUAUCUUCGUUUUCUUCUGAUGAGGAAGAUUCUGGCACGUGUGGCCAUGAUAGCUCUAAGAGCACCUCUGCUCCCUUAACUGCGUUGGAUCCUACUUCCGAUAAAACAAAGAAAACAGUUUCAGAAACUCUACCUGUGGCAACUCCUGGUGCAUCUGCUGAGACUGCUGGUGUCACUCCCACUCCCUCCUCUGUUGUUGGUACAGUUAAACAAGACCUUCACUUGACUUCAGUAGCUGUCAACACUGUGGAAAACGCCAACUCCACAGAACCCCCCACAGCCAUCGAACUUGAUAGUCUUCCUUCAGACCAGUUGGCGAAAGGACAGGACACAGUUGCAAUAGAAGGUUUUAUAGAUGAGGAAAAUGUUGAAAGUGGAGGUGAAGGCCAAUACAGGGAACGUGAUGAAUUUGUUGUAAAGAUAGAAGACAUAGAGACCUUUAAGGAGGCUUUAAAUACAGGGAAAGAGCCCCCAGCUAUUUGGAAAGUACAGAAAGCUUUGUUACAGAAAUUUGUUCCUGAAAUUCGGGAUGGGCAAAGAGAAUUUGCAGCUACAAAUAGUUACCUUGGGUAUUUUGGAGAUGCAAAAACUAAAUACAAAAGGAUAUAUGUGAAGUUCAUUGAAAAUGCAAACAAAAAGGAAUAUGUCAGAGUGUGUUCCAAAAAGCCAAGAAAUAAGCCUUCACAAACUGUCAGAAAUAUUCCAUCUAAACCAAGUAGUAUCAGUAAAACUUCUGACCCACCAGUAUCAAAAACUACAACUAUAAAAGCCCCUUCUACAAAACCCAAAGCGAAACAGCUCAAAGUAAAGGCUGAGCCACCACCAAAGAAAAGGAAGAAAUGGAAGGAAGAAUUUUCAUCCUCACAAUCUGAAUCAUCUCCUGAGGUCCGUUCUAGCAGUAGUGAGGAUGAGGGCUUUGAGCCUCCAGCUCCCUCUGUCACCCGUUUUCUAAACACAAGAGCAAUGAAGGAAACUUUCAAGAGUUACAUGGAGUUGCUCGUCAGCAUUGCUCUGGAUCCUGACACCAUGCAAGCCCUAGAAAAGAGCAACGAUGAGCUUCUUUUACCACAUAUGAAAAAAAUAGAUGGCAUGCUGAAUGAUAACCGGAAAAGACUGCUUGUGAAUCUUCAUUUGGACCAGCCGUUCAAGAAUGCUUUGGAAAGUUUUCCUGAACUGACAAUUAUUACUCGAGACUCUAAAGCAAAGAGUGGAGGAUCUGCUAUUUCUAAAAUCAAAAUGAAUGGCAAAGCUUAUAAUAAGAAAACUCUAAGGACUUCUAAAACAACCACUAAGUCUGCACAGGAAUUUGCUGUUGAUCCUGAGAAAAUACAGUUAUAUUCGUUAUAUCAUUCACUCCAUCAUUAUAAAUACCAUGUUUAUCUGAUUUGUAAGAACGAGAUAUCAUCUGUACAGAAAAAAAAUGAAGAUUUAGGACAGGAAGAAAUUGUUCAACUUUGUAUGAAAAAUGUAAAGUGGGUGGAGGACCUAUUUGAAAAAUUUGGAGAACUUCUAAAUCAUGUACAACAGAAAUGUCCCUAACAUUUCCACAGAGUCCACCUUUUUAUAGCACUAAUGAAGUGUGGAAGGCCAUUGUCACAGAUCAUCCAGUCCUCUGGCAGAGGGGAACUGUGACCAGACAGUGAUGCUGCCACAGAAGCAGUCCUUUUAUCCUAAUGAAUGGUUUUUCUAUUCUGUAAACUGUGGGUGACUGUAACAUUUCACACACAUCUUCUGUCAAUUGAUGAAGCGUGCACUAAGAAUAAUUUUACUGCUAGAGAAAUAACAUUCAGGUGAUCUGACUUUCCCCCAUGACGUGUCAGAAGUGAAGAAGCAGCAGAGAGCGUUCAUGUCUGGCCACAGUGCACAAAGUACUGUACGCUGUGGAAGGUGAUCUGCUGUGUGGCCUCUCGUAUACAAAUGUCUUCAGUUUAAGCAGGAAGCUCAGACGCUGCACUCUGCCCUAUGGACUCCUUUAACAUGUCCGGGAAAAGGUGUGGAACUGUGCAAUUCUGUGACUGCUUUGUGUCGAGUUACAUUGUGAUGGAAAAAAAGUAACUUACUAUUUUCCCUAUUUCAAAGAAAAGUAUUUUUGUUUAUAGUGUGUUUUUCCUUUGGAAAUUUUUCAAUUGUACAUUUUAUUUUACUAAUAGUUGUAUUUUUCACAAGAAAAUGUGGUUUUAGUUGUUCAAUCUGUACUUCAUUGUUCUCAGUAGACCCUGUGUGGGUACAUGUCAUUUACAUUGUAGAUUCUGUCUGGAAGGGGAAAUUUUUGUUCAUACCCUUUUGCCAUAGAAUAUUCAUUCGGUGCUAGUAUUAGUUUAGCUUUAUAAGUAGGACUGUGUGAAACACUGCAUUUACUUUCAUAUUUCAUAAAAUAAAUUUCUUACCAAUCUAGCACUUGAUUUAUAAUUGAUUUGUCAACAUAAAAAUUAACUAUUGCCAGACAUAGCAGUUCAUGCCUUUAAUCCCAGCGCUUGGGAGGCAAGGCAGUCAGAUCUCUUGAGUUCAGGCCAACCUGGUCUACAUACUGAGCUCCAGGACAGUCAGAGCUACACACUGAGACAUUGUCCCCCAGUACUCCCCACUCCCAAAAUUAACUACUGAUGCAGCUUGGUAGCCCAGUGGGUAUAGGCGCUUGCAGCCAAGCGAGAAAACCUGAGUUCCAAGACCCACACUGUGGAAUAAGAGAGCCAGCUUCUGCAAAAGUCAUGUCCCCACAUACACAGAUGAUCAGGCUGUAUGCAGUGUUCCACACAGCUCUACAUAAACACACACAUACACAGAUGAUCAGGCUGUAUGCAGUGUUCCACACAGCUCUACAUAUACACACACAGAUGAUCAGGCUGUAUGCAGUGUUCCACACAGCUCUACAUAUACAUAUACACACACAGAUGAUCAGGCUGUAUGCAGUGUUGCACACAGCUCUACAUAUACACACACAGAUGAUCAGGCCGUAUGCAGUGUUCCACACAGCCUUCAGAACUGGAAGUGGGGUUCUCCUUCGGUGCCUUUAACCCGUAAGCACACUAGUGUAGCUUUCUUAAGUUUGAUAGAAUUUCAAGUGGUUUAGCUGAAACAGUGAAUGUAUUAGGUUCAACAUGACCUUGUGUUGUUUAUUUUUGUUGCCAACAGGAUGCCUUUUUGGGAAGAUUUAGAAGUGUCAUUCUGAACGGUCACCUUUUUUAGGAUUCUGGAGCAGUUGUAAAUCAUCAAACCUUUGUUUAUUUUACCACCAUUUAGUGCCUUACUCCCUAUCUAGAAAGCAGUGUUACUGUCCAGUGCCCAAAUAAGACAUGCUUACAUGGACAAACCUGUUGUCUUGACUUUUGAGAACAGACAAUUCUUACACUUAAAGCUUCAGUAAGCUGACAAGAGUUGAAGUUAACAUGCCACUUGGUUUAAAAAUGAACACUGUCAAUGAAAAUGAAUAUCCGAGUUAGGCUUACAUAUUUAUUUCUGGUGAUUGUCUUAUUAAAAGCAAUAUCCUUAGCAUUUUUGCCUGCUGCUUGACUCAGUGGUACCAAGUCAUGGGAAUUCUCUCCAGGGUCAAAUGUUCCAUUUUUGAAGGUUUUUUAAAAACCUACUUUGAGAACAGAAGCAACCUGUUAGGCUUAUUUUAUGUAAUGGCGAUGCUGUUGGCAAGAGAAUGAUGGGGCUUCAUUUUAUAAGCCGAGGAGAGCGGACGCAGCCGUAUUCCAUCUGACAGCAUUGGCCCUGGACACAAUAUCUUUCCAAUGUGGAGCUGACACACCUCUAUGCCUUUACCUUCAUCUUGAAUUAAAUAUAAGGUACAUGUUUGAACCUUUUCAUGAAUAAAUCUCUUAAGGUUAAUCUUAUAAGAAAUACCCAUUUCUUUAUUGUUUUUGUAGUUUAAAGCAGGGCCUCACACCCUAGCCCAGGCUGGUCUAGAACUCACUGUUUAGGAGUUGGCUCCAAAUUCAUGGCACCCACCUGUCUCAGCCCCCAGAAUAUCGGGACCCUAGGCGUGAGCCACCAUGUCUGGCUUUCCACUUCUUGAGAGCUGCAGUCGCCCUCUGCCUGUUCACAGCUGCAGUCCUGCGUAAGCCAUUUCACGUAGAGAAGACCAGGUCCUGUGAUCCUCCUCCCUCGAGACCCUGCUGUUUAGAUGCAUUUCACCUCCCAUUUAUUCUUAUAGUAGGAAAUAAUCAGCCUCAGGCCUUAGAGGAAAGUAGGAUUAUCUCAUGUCCUUUAUUCUCUAUAAGAAGCUAAAUAAAUGUUUAGUCGGUUAGUGUUCACCAGGGAAUCUGAAAUGUAUGAUAUACGAAAACAGUUAGGUUGUAGACAAAGAGGUGAAGCACACGUUGACUUAAGCUAGGAAAAUGUCAAGAAAGAUUGGAGUCUCCUGCCUGGAGAGAUCUGGAGGGUUGGGGGUUGUAGCUCAGUGCUUUACACUUGGCUAGGAUGUCUGAGGCCCUGGGUUCCCUCCCCAACCCUCAUCCCUCAAGCACACAAGAUAUCUGGGGUAAUUUCAUGUAAAAGUUAUUCUCUGUUGAUACCCCAGAAAACUGGUUGCCAAAGGGGCCUCCUUGCCAUUUUGAUAUAACCUAGUUACUACUUGAUCCCUAAUAAAUCUAAAUUUAUCGUGAUUUAUCACAGUAAGUUGAACUAGAAACUAUCCAUUUUCCUAUGGUUUUGCCAAAUUGAAAAUAUUGGUAAGAUAGAUAUUAAUCGUUUUAAAAUGUUUAAUAAAUUUUCCUAUUUUUCAAAGUUCUAAAUUUAUUUAAAUUUCUAAAACUUGAAAUUUUAUAGAUGGGGUUAUCCAUUAGGGCUAUUUUCAAAGCUUCACAUUUUUAAGCUAAUUGUUUUUUAUUAAUUUACUGUUUACUUUCCUUGGCAGAUAAACGCCAACCUGCAGCUCUAAAGAUACAGCUGUACAGCUGUUUCUGUUUUUGUGGGUGUCCGUCACUGCCUCAGAUGAGUGGUUGGAGGAAGGGUCUCCUUCCCGGUUUCCUCACAGUUCCCUCUGCACUGCAUCCCCAGUGAGAUCAGUGUGGGGGUUACUGAGAUAGCUGUGUUUCAGGUGUAGGUAACAAAGCUUAGUGUUUUAAAUGUUUAGUUUCACAAAAAUGCUUUUCAAGUACAGUGAAGUAGCCCAGGAGAUGCAUUACUCGGACACACAGCUCUUGACAUCUGUGUUCACAAGUGCAUGUUUUUGGAAAUUACCUCUUGAAAAACAACUAAGGCUAAGGAUACAAAAACCUGCAUUUGUAGUAGUCCAGAAUUUUCCAUUGGUCCAUUAUACCAUGUAUGGAGAGGUGAAGACAAUUUUGUAUAUUUGUUACUAACUCAGAUCAUUAAAGUGAAAACACUUUUUUUAAACAAAAA
Molecule: messenger RNA, 10600 nt
Organism: Rattus rattus (black rat)
Lineage: Eukaryota; Metazoa; Chordata; Mammalia; Rodentia; Muridae
Gene: Qser1
Product: glutamine and serine rich 1
Exons: 11
Coding region: 1709-6793 (1694 amino acids)
Source: RefSeq, a predicted model, not a curated record